Messenger RNA from Rhodamnia argentea, 672 nucleotides. RefSeq lists its product as uncharacterized. Lineage: Eukaryota; Viridiplantae; Streptophyta; Magnoliopsida; Myrtales; Myrtaceae. Bases 84 to 587 code for a protein of 167 amino acids. The record is from RefSeq and is a predicted model, not a curated record. The transcript has a single exon.
UCGACCACUUUCCACCUCCUCCCCCCUCUCAAACCAACCAACCAACCAGCCAGCCGAAGUAACUCUGCAUCCACCACCCAACGAUGAGACCCGUCGCCUCCUCCGCCACCACCAAAGCCCAAGCCCACCCGAAGGCCUCCCUACUCCGCCACUUCCUCGGGGCGCCGCUCCGGGCCCUGUCCCGCGCCCGCGACCUCUACGUCCGCAGCCUCCUCAGCUGCGCCUCCGCCGUCGGCAGUGGCCACGUAGCCUGCCCGGGCGGGCAGCUCGAACCCCUCCCCCGGAGCUUCAGCGUCGGCUCGUCCCGCCUCGACGGGGACGACGACUUCAGGGAGCUGGUCCGGGCCGCCUCCGCGAAGGGCGGCCUCGGGUACAGCGCGGAGGACCUCGACGCCGCCCUGCGUCAGAUCAGGAAGAACCGGCCGGCGGUGGGGCAGGGCGCGAGGGUGCUGCCGAAGAGCUGCAGCGUCGGGAUGGGGAGGAUCGAGGAGGAGAGGGAGUGUGAUGUCGGGGACGAGAAGGAGAGGGAGAGCGUCAGGAGGAGCCGAAGCUACGCCGUUGUAGAUAGUAGAGGUGCUGGGUUUUGAUCUUUCUUUUUUUUUUUUUUUUUUUAAGUUUCUCUUAUCCGGAAAAUGGAAAAUAAUGAUUUUCUACCUUUUUUGUUUUUUUUUU